Molecule: messenger RNA, 1902 nt
Organism: Panicum virgatum (switchgrass)
Lineage: Eukaryota; Viridiplantae; Streptophyta; Magnoliopsida; Poales; Poaceae
Product: heparan-alpha-glucosaminide N-acetyltransferase-like
Exons: 13
Coding region: 88-1413 (441 amino acids)
Source: RefSeq, a predicted model, not a curated record
GGCCACAGGGUUGCAUUGAGUACCUGCUGCUCGCCACGGAAAUAACCUGCCGCAAUCGAGAGAGAGCGCCAGAUCUAUCAGGCGUCCAUGGCGAAGAGUGCCGACUUCCCCGCUGGCACCGACGACGGCGGAUCGGCGUCGGGCCCAAAUGAGGGCGGCGAGGGCCACGGCGACAUCGAGGCUGGCGGCACGGCGACCGCACCGGCGAUGGCGAGGCCAAGGGGUCAGCGCCUGGCCUCGCUCGACGUCUUCAGGGGCAUCACCGUCGUGCUUAUGAUCGUUGUGGAUGAUGUUGGUGGCCUUCUCCCUGCCAUCAGCCACUCACCGUGGGACGGCGUGACGCUUGCAGAUUUUGUGUUCCCCUUCUUCCUCUUCAUUGUUGGAGUCUCCUUGGCCUUUGCAUACAAGAGAGUGCCGGACAGAGCGCUGGCAACCAAGAAGGCUGCGAUCCGGACUUCAAAGCUCUUCCUUCUAGGCCUAGUACUGCAAGGUGGCUUCUUUCACAGCAUCCACGAUCUUACUUAUGGAGUUGAUAUUCACAAGAUACGGUUAAUGGGCAUACUUCAGAGAAUUGCAAUAGCAUACUUAACGGUAGCACUUUGCGAAAUAUGGCUACGAGGUGGUGCAAGUGAUGACAUUGGAGCCGGUGGCUCUAAGUUGAUAAGAAGAUAUCGGCAUCAGCUGUUUGUGGGUUUGGUUCUCAUGGUCACCUACACAGCGCUUUUGUAUGGCAUGUAUGUGCCAGACUGGGAAUUUGCAGUCACAUCUCAAGACACCACUUUGAAGCACUUUAUGGUGAAAUGUGGAGUCAGGGGCGAUACCGGACCAGGAUGCAAUGCCGUGGGCAUGAUUGAUCGACAUGUCCUUGGAAUCCAACAUCUCUACACACGCCCCGUUUACCUCAGGACAGCGCAAUGCAGCAUCAACUCCCCACGAAAUGGGCCGCUUCCCUCAAACUCUCCCACAUGGUGUGAAGCUCCCUUUGAUCCCGAAGGCCUCCUCAGUUCGCUGAUGGCAACUGUGACCUGCUUGAUCGGCCUCCAAAUUGGGCAUGUCAUUGUGCACUUCAAGGAGCAUGGCGAGAGAUUAGUGCAGUGUUCGAUUACAUCUCUAAGCUUGCUGAUUCUUGGCUUCUUGCUUGACUUGUUUGGCUUGCGCUUGAACAAGUCGUUGUAUAGUCUGAGCUACACCUGCGUCACCACGGGCACCGCAGGUCUCUUCUUCGCAGGAAUCUAUUUGCUGGUGGAUGUUUAUAGUUACAAGAAGCUGCUUUUUCUUAUGGAGUGGGUGGGAAAGCAUGCCCUCAUGAUUUUUGUUCUAGUGGCAUGCAACAUUGCCCCAAUCCUGGUACAUGGCUUCUAUUGGAGGGAACCACAGAACAACCUCUUGAAAUUUAUCGGAAUAGGAGGCUGAUGAAUGCAUUCCUUCUCGACGACUUUUAUGAUUUUGGGAUAACAAUAACACGUCAUACAGUAACAAUUUUAAUUUCGAACAGCAGUCAGCGCUAGCCAGAUGCAGAUGCUGCACAACAUGCCUGUAGCAGGAGCAUGUCUUAGAUUUGAGAGCCCCAUGCUAAGAUUAGAAUAGGCCCAUACCGUCAGACCUGGGAUCACAGGAUACAUGACGUGGUACGGAUCUAUACGGAAUAAGGGAUGGAGCAUGUCCUAUGCCCUGACGUUAUGUAAAGUACUUGUAUACGAGUAUGACUAGUAGUACUCGGGAAGAACUCUUAGGCUAAUACCGCGGUUUUCAUGUAACUCUAUUCCCCCAGGCUAUAUAAGGGCGGACAUGGACCCCUCCAAACAAUCUACAACCCUCAAGCAAUACAAACCACCAAGCAGGACGUAGAGUGUUAAGCAACUUGCGGCCUGAACCUAUAUAAACCUUAUGUUGUUUGCAUCA